GGAAACGGCAGACAAGACAAGAUCACCAUGAAGUGGCUGAUCCUUGCCCUGGUGUGCCUCCACCUCAGUGAGGGGGCUGUCAUCAAAGUUCCCCUGAAAAGGUUCAAGUCCAUGAGGGAGGUGAUGAAGGAGAAGGGUGUCCUUGAACACUAUGUCAAGCACCACCAUUAUGAUCCAGCAAGCAAAUACUUCAAUCAGUUUGCCACAGCAUAUGAGCCCCUGGCUAAUUAUAUGGACAUGUCCUAUUAUGGACAGAUCAGCAUUGGAACUCCAGCCCAGAACUUUUUGGUUCUCUUUGACACUGGGUCGUCCAACCUCUGGGUGCCAUCUGUCUACUGCCAGAGUGAGGCCUGCACAAACCAUCCAUUAUUCGACCCCAGCCAGUCUUCCACGUAUUCCAGCAAUGGCCAAACCUUCUCUCUGCAAUAUGGAACUGGGAGUCUCACUGGGGUGUUUGGCUAUGAUACUGUUACGAUCCAAGGCAUUUCAAUUUCAAACCAGGAAUUUGGCCUGAGUGAGACUGAGCCCGGCACUAACUUUGUCUAUUCCCAAUUUGAUGGUAUCUUGGGGUUGGCCUAUCCUUCCAUUUCCGCUGGUGGUGCCACCACUGUGAUGCAAGGGCUGCUGCAGGAGAACCUUCUUGAUGCUCCUGUUUUCAGCUUCUACCUGAGUGGGCAAGAGGGCUCCCAGGGUGGUGGUGAGCUUGUCUUGGGAGGUGUUGAUUCCAACCUAUACUCUGGUCAGAUUUUCUGGACUCCAGUCACUCAAGAAGCUUACUGGCAAAUUGGGAUUGAGAGUUUCUACAUUGGCAACGAGAUCACCGACUGGUGCGGUCAAGGAUGCCAGGGGAUUGUGGAUACUGGAACAUCCCUUCUCACUGCUCCAGGGCAGAUCUUUGCAGAGCUGAUGCAAUACAUUGGAGCCCAGGAGGACAGCAAUGGCGAGUAUGUGGUCAGCUGCAGCAACAUCCAGAGCAUGCCCACCAUCACUUUCACCAUCAAUGGAAAUAACUUCCCUCUGAGUCCUUCUGCCUACGUCCUUGAGAACAACGGUGGUUAUUGCAGCAUUGGCAUCAUGCCUACUUACCUGCCAUCCCAGAAUGGGCAGCCUCUGUGGAUCCUUGGUGAUGUUUUCCUCAGGUCUUACUACUCUGUGUAUGAUCUGGGCAACAACCAGAUUGGCUUUGCAGCAGCUGCAUAAACGGUUCCAACAGUUGUGUCAGCUGCUUCAGGCUGAGUCUUGCUUCUUUCCCUCUGAUUCUUCAUGCUACCAUGUUAAGUCCACAGGACUCCCGUUCUACAGAAUUGAAUGCUUUUACACUGUGAAAUAUGGAAUCUCUUCCACAGAAUUCCAUGACACGAGUGGACU
Varanus komodoensis (Komodo dragon) is the source of this 1368-nucleotide messenger RNA. RefSeq names its product gastricsin-like. Bases 28 to 1200 code for a protein of 390 amino acids. Gene Ontology annotation, molecular function: aspartic-type endopeptidase activity. The record is from RefSeq and is a predicted model, not a curated record. Gene Ontology annotation, biological process: proteolysis. Lineage: Eukaryota; Metazoa; Chordata; Lepidosauria; Squamata; Varanidae. The transcript is spliced from 9 exons.